Bacillus rossius redtenbacheri is the source of this 4419-nucleotide messenger RNA. RefSeq lists its product as uncharacterized. The transcript has 10 exons. Lineage: Eukaryota; Metazoa; Arthropoda; Insecta; Phasmatodea; Bacillidae. The coding region runs from base 101 to 3946 and encodes 1281 amino acids. The record is from RefSeq and is a predicted model, not a curated record.
ACAUGUACGGAAAAAAUAAUAAACAAUUUGGGGGCGGUGAAAUUGGUGGUUGAACGGGUUUUGAAAGUGUAUUGUGAUCAAAGAUUGAGACUUUGCUCUCAUGUGGGUAAAUAUUAACAAUGAAAAUCACGUUAAAAAAGAGCUUGACAGACGCCGUAACUUACGACUGGUACAGGUGCGUCAGCAGUCCAAGGACAUCGCGAGGAAGGUGAGACAGAAGACGGAGGAGGAGAGGAGCAGGCAGCUGAGCCUAUUGGAAAAAGAGCGACUGGGGCAGCAGCAGCGGAGGAAGGCUCAGGAGCUGGCGUACCUGCAGAAGAAGUACCAGCGCUGCUUGCACGAGAUCGGCACGAGCCACGACAUUGCUGCUGCCGAGCCGGAUGCAGGCGCCGUGCUGGAGGCGCGGAGGCGCGAGGACGCGCGCACGGCCGCAGAGCGCAGUCGCACGGCCCUGGAGAGGCUGCAGCGUCAGCAGCGGGCGGAGAGGAAGCGUGCGCAGCUGGGGAGUCUGCGACAACAGUACCUGCGUGCCGUGGAGGAGUUCCGUGCAUCUCUGGUGCAGAGCGCAGAUGUCCGUAGGAAGGACAAGCAGCCCUUGGCCGAGGUGUCUCUGAACAUCCAGCCGACGGCCGAGGCGUCCCGCGUGAUGGCCCUGGGUCCAGGCCCCGCUCCCUGCAGCUGCGCUACGGCGCGGCUGUGCGACUGCCUGGACGAGCCGAGCUGCUCAUCGCUGUUCGCGCUGGACUCCAGGGUCUCGCUAGUGCCACCGGAAGUGACGGGUUCCCACCUGACAGCCCCUCCGCCACCAACCAACUCCAUCGGCGGCGUCCUCGAACCACCCAGUUCCCGGCCAGCAGAUCCCGUCACUGCACGGAACCAGGACAGGACAACGGUGGAGUCCUCGGAGCUCUCAAGCAGCCGGCAUGCCAAGAUGACCACCGCUGGCAGCAGUGGACAGCAUAGCACCGACCACAAGGUGCAGUUUUACGACUACACGUCGCGCUUCGAGAAGACAGCAGAGGCUCGCUACACAGUGCGCAGGCACGACCCCUCUGAGGAGGGCAGGGGCAGCGCGGUGGCCGCAGCCCAGCGGGAGGCGGACUGCCGGCUCGGCCAGGCUGCCCGCGAGGAGCUGUGCUGCCGGCAGCAGGAGCGGUGUCGACUGGCCCUGGCGCGCGAGCGGCUGCGCGGCGACUACCAGCACCUGCUGCAACAGCUGCCUGCCCUGGCGCACCUCGAAGCCACCCGCCCCCCGGUGAAGGUGCACCUGGCUGACGACCGCAGGAAGCACAAGGACGCGGUGCGGCAGAGCAACAUGGCGUCUGUGUUCGAGAAGCUGCAUCAUGCCUUCAUAGAACUGGACAAGCCUCCAACUCCCUCCCCGCGUGGAGUUUCCGUGACUGCGUCCCCACGGCACAGCGAUGACGAGACUCCGCCCAAACUGAACGUCGGUGUGUGCGCCGACUCGAGAGAGGGAGGCUUGGAGGCCGCGCUGGAGACCCUCCGAGCACGCUUGGAGCAGCAGCGCGCCCUGCUGCGCAGCCACGCGGUCCAUCAGCCAGCCAGCUCGGAACAGAACAUGAGUAGGAAGGUCGGCCAGCAAGGGAGAGUAAUGACUUUACCUGAAGAAGAUGGUCAGGCAAACAAGCAGUCCGUAAGUUCCAAUGAAAAUUAUAUUAAAUUUCAAGUAGAUAGUAGGUCGAAGGGCAAGAUUCAAGAAAUUAUACAAGGUAGUUCUAAGAGUGAAAACCAGGAUUAUAAACAAAAAUGCAGUUCUAAGGAUAGAAAGAAAGAAGGUAAACAUGAAGGUAGAUCAAAAAUUACAAACAUUGAAGGAACUUCAAAGGAUAGGAACCAAGGGAUUAAACGCGAAGGCAGAUCAAAGGAUACGAAACAAGCAUGUAAACAAGAAAGUAGUUUGAAGCAUAUCCUAGAAAGUAAAUGUGAUAAAAGGUUGAGGGAAAGAAAUUUAGAAGGCUUGUCAGAAGAUGAGUUGGGGGAUAAGAACAAAGAAAGCAGACAUGAAGGUACUCGGAAGGAAAGGAAUCGCAGAAUAAAGCGUGUUAUAUCAAAGGAAAAGGAGCACAAAGAUGGACAGUCUGGCAGGUUGAGGGAUGGGGAAAGAGAAGACUGGCAGAAACGAGAAAGCACCCUGGAAGACAGAUAUAGGGAGAGCAGUGAAGGCAGUGAAGUCACUGUGGUGGGUGAGUACAGUCUGGAUGUAUCGACGUCGAAGCGUGCCGAAGUGGCCACCAACAGCGCAAGCAGCAGUGAAAAGUCGAGCUCCAACUCCCUGUGCGUGUACGAAGACAUGAAGCUCAAGCUGAACGUGAAGGAAGUCGUCAGGAGUCCCGUGAGAGCGGGCCACCGGCCGCAGAGGUGGAAGCACGUCUGCAAGAACAGUGUUAACGUGAGGCGUUGUAGAAAGAAGUUGUCCAUGGUGGAGGAAGGAACCCAGACAAUCACCGACCUCGGAGAAGGAGUGGAGGGGAUGGUGAUGGAGAGCUCGGGCAGCACUGCGUACUUGAGCCCUCCGCAGCACCUGUCCAGCGAACAGACGGAGGCCAUUGACCAGCUCCUGCACGCGGUGGGGCACCACAGAGAGCAAGUGGAGGACCUCAUCGCUGAAGGUGGAAGGGAGAACAACCCAGUGCUCAUGCUGUACAUCGCCCGACUGCUGUCCAUGAGUCGCGCUAGUGUCGAGAACCUGAGUGUCGUCUCCAGUCCGACUCCACAGAACACACGCUGCGAUUGCCUGGGAUGCAACGUCGACCAGAAUGAACACGAGCAAGCAGCUCCUUCGCAACCGCCUCCAGUCGCAUGUCCACAGACCACUCUGCCUGUCUCUCAUCCUGACAUGAACACUUGUACUCAGAGUUAUACUUCUGAUACUUAUCUGCAAUGCUCUCAGGGCUUUGCUUCCCAUACCAACCCUAGGGUAAAUCUUCACUCCUCCUCAUCUUCAAACAAUGCCUUUUGCCCCGAGGGUUCCUUGCAUCCAUCUUGUGCAGGCUCACACACACAUGUUACCUCUACAAUUUGCGAACCCAAAAUGUACAGCAUGCCUUUUGACAAGUUCACUGAUUCACUUAUCUUUCCACAAGGAAUUGGCACACCUGUCUCGUUUCCUGUGCAGGAGUCAUUUGAAGCUCGUAACUAUGAAGAGAAUUGUGAAUCAUCUUUGCAAAACCAUUACUUCAGCACCAGCUUAUUGGACAUUCCUUUGGGUACAGAUUAUACCAAACACAGCUCGGCCGACAGGAGCAAGUUUGAAAACAGCAUGGAGAGAGGCCACACCAUAUCAAGUCAGUGCGCAAAGAUCUCUAACAUUUCUGCGCAGAUUGAGUCAGUCAGAGAAGAGCACAAGCUGCUGGAAAGCUCAAACCUAAACCAUGACAUAACCACGGUGUGCUCACCUGUGUUUGUGCCUACACCCCAUUCUCCCAUGGGCACGAGCAUGAUGGAACCAAGUCCCAACACUUGGAGGGCGGCCUUGGCUGGCGAGGUAGCGACGCAGCAGCAAGACCGCCAGCCGCGACAGAAGCCACCAUCUGCCCUGGACCGCAACAGACUGCUGGCUAGGUGGAAUGACCACGAGUUGUCCACCAUCGUGGAAGUGGACACCCCUCAGACGUCUCGAGUGCUUGCCACGACGGCAGACCGGCGGGAGAGCGUCGGCUCCGAGGACACGCUGCCGGACGUCGCGGCCGAGCUGAUGAGGCGUGGGCUCGUGACCAGGUCCUUCUGGCAGGAUGCGUGCGAGGAGCCCGAGUGUGAACAGGCCCUGAGCUGGGCAGGCUCGACGCUGCACAAGGUGCGGCUCGGCUCCUCCUCCCCCAGCCCGCGCGGCCGCUCCACCCCGCUGGCCAACCCGGUGCCCCCCGUGUGCUUCCCGAGCGAGUCGGACGUAUCGACUGUGCACCCGAGUUCCGAGACCAACACCUGAUGUUCAGGAUUCAGGCAUCUAGUACCUGGAAUAUUAACUGCUAGUCAUAUAUGUUCAAAGAACAUUCUACUGUGGCAAUAACAAUUUUGAACUUUUUUGUGAUGCGAAUGCAUAAUAAAGUGUUGUGUUUGAAGAAUUGUCCAGUAUCUGGACUAUAUGUAAUACAUUUUACUUUUUUUUUUUUAUAUAACUAAACAAUCAAUUUUUUAUUACCUUAAAUAAACUCAAAUAAAUUUCUGUUCUCUGUAAACAGUUAACUUUGAACGUCUGACUAUUUGCAGUUGCUUGUUUUUAAGUCAGCUAUUUAAUUUAUGGCAUUAAUUCAGUAUCAAUUUAUUUUUUUUUUUAAUUUUGUUCUUGUCAUGUAUAAACUUUUCGUAGCGAUAAAUACAAAUCAACAAAAUUUCUUUGAAACAAUAAAUUACAGAUACUAUAACAUCAACGGUACAUAUUGUUUGUGUUUGGCUGAUGAC